Molecule: messenger RNA, 718 nt
Organism: Colletotrichum phormii
Lineage: Eukaryota; Fungi; Ascomycota; Sordariomycetes; Glomerellales; Glomerellaceae
Exons: 1
Coding region: 96-287 (63 amino acids)
Source: RefSeq, a predicted model, not a curated record
CACCUUCAGCGCACAAUCAAUUAACCCACUCAAAACCAUCAUCAUUUUACCACAUAUAAUUACUAAAUAAGACUUUCCGGUGAAAGUCCAGCAAAAUGAAGUUCUCCGCCGUCAUCCUCUUCGUCGCUUCCGUCGCCGCCGUUGCUCUUGAUACCGAAGUUCCUCCAGCGCUCAGCCAGCCAGGUCGCCGUGGUGUUGACUGCGGCGCUUGCGACAGAUUGAACUUCUGCCCUGGCAAGCCGAACAACAAUGUUGAGUGCGAACUUGACGGCUGCUGCAAGAAGUAAACGGCUUCUCUAGGCUUAACCGAAUAUCAAGCUAUAAACGUGUACGUCAGCGGAGCUCUCUCUCUUCCACCUCUUCAUGCACAAGCUAAUAACCACUCAGACAGCGUGCUUUGGAUACCCAUCAUGGUUGCUCUAUUUCUGAAAGGUGGGACUCUGUUAGAACCACCGUUCAGAUAGUCAAAAUCUGUAGCAACCUGAUCUCAGCUACCUCACCCAAUACGUUUUUCUAGCCAAAUUCUCUCCGCCAGUCCUGACGCGACGAUAUUGUGAGCUGGGUGAUCUUGGGAUGACAUGUUUUGACCGCUACCGCGCAUAAUUACUGUGGCGCAGGUGAACUUUGAUCCCUGUUGGACGUUGAGGUGUUUCUGGUGCAACCCGGCCAACAAAAAUAACCCCUCUGUCGUAUGGUAACAAUGUGGGCAUCGAGAUUU